AUGGCUCACAAGACUCUGGGCUCUUCAGCCUCACACGUCAGCUGCCUGGACCUGUGGAGGGAAAAGAAUGACCAGCUAGUUCGACAGGCCAAGGUUGCUGAGAACUCAAGUCUGCCUCUGAGGCGACAGCAGUUGGCUCGGGAUGCACUGGAAGGGCUCAGGGGACUCCUCUGUAGUCUGCGGGGGCUCCCCGCGACUGUUUCUGUUCUCCCUUUGGAACUGACUGUCAUCUGCAACUUUAUUACCCUGAGGGCAAACCUGGCCCAGGGUUUCACUGAGGACCUGGCACAGGAUAUCCAGCAGGGCCUAGAGAGAGUGCUGGAGAUGCAGGGGCAGCCGGAAGCCAGGCCGGAACACGGGCUCAGGGGGCUGUGGGACUCCACCCUCCGUGUUUCCUCCCUCCUGCCGGAGCUGCUCCCUGCCCUUCACCACCUUGCCGGCCUGCAGGCUGCCCUCUGGCUGACCACGAACCGUCUUGGGGACCUGGCCUUGCUGCUGCAGACACUGACUGUUAGCCAGAUCAGGGCCUCUGAGGAUGUGCUGCUGCUUCUGAAAACUUGGAGACCCCCAGCUGAGGAGUCAGAUGCUCCGCUGACCCUGCAGGAUGCCCGAGGCUUGAGGGAUGUCCUUCUGACAGCAUUUGCCUAUCGUCAAGGCCUCCAGGAGCUGAUCACAGGGAGCUUGCCCAAGGCACUGAGCAGCCUGCAUGAAGCGGCCUCAGGUCUGUGCCCACGGUCUCUGUUGGUCCAGGUGUACACAGCCCUGGGAACCUGUCUUCGUAAGAUGGGCAGUCCGCAGAGAGCUCUGCUCUACUUGGUUGCAGCCCUGAAGGAGGGAUCAACCUGGGGUCCCCCGCUUCUGGAGGCCUCCAGGCUAUAUCAGCAACUGGGGAACACAGCAGCGGAGAUUGAGAGUCUGGAGCUGCUGGUUGAGGCUUUGAGUAUCACUCGUAUCCCUGAAGUCCAUCAGCUUCUUAUUGAGGUAGAGUUAUUACUCCCACAGCCUGACCCAGCCUCACCCCUUCACUGUGGCACACAGAGCCAGGCCAAGUACCUGCUAGCAAGCCGAUGCCUACAGACAGGAAGGGCAGGGGACGCUGCAGAACAUUACCUGGACCUGCUCGCCCUGUUGCUGGAUGGCUCAGAGCUAAAGUUCUCCCCACCACCUUGCCCCCCAGGGCCCUGUAUGCCUGAGUUGUUUUUGGAGGCAGCAGCAGCGUUGAUCCAGGCAAGCCGAGCCCAGGAUGCUUUGACAGUAUGUGAGGAGCUGCUUAGCCGCACAUCAUUUCUGCUUCCCAAGAGGCCUCGGCUGUGGGAAGAUGCCAGAAGAAGAACCAAAGAGUCACCACACUGCUCACCCUGGGUCUCUGCUACCCAUCUGCUUCAGGGCCAAGCUUGGGUGCAACUGGGGGCCCAAAAGGAGGCAAUUAGUGAAUAUAGCCGGUGUCUUGAGCUGCUCUUCCGGGCCACACCUAAGGAUGAAGAACAAGGGCCUGCUUCCAGCUGUGAGCAGGGGUGUACAUCAGAUAUGGCACUACAACAGCUUCGGACAGCUGCCCUGAUUAGUCGUGGACUGGAAUGGGUGGCCCUUGGCCAGGAUACCAAAGCCCUACAGGACUUCCUUCUCAGUGUGCAGAUGUGUCCAGGUAAUCAAGAUGCUUCCUAUCACCUGCUUCAGACUCUGAGGAGGCUGGAUCGGAGAGAUGAGGCCACUGCUCUCUGGCGGAGGCUGGAGGCCCAAACUGAGUUGCUACUGGAGAAUACUGCAUGGUCCCUCCCCCUGUACUUAGAAACCUGUUUGGGCUGGAUCCGUCCCCCUGACCGUGAAACCCUUCGUGAGGAAUUUCAGACAUCUGGAGACUUGUGA
This is a messenger RNA of Rangifer tarandus platyrhynchus (Svalbard reindeer), 1866 nucleotides long. The record is from the annotation of a GenBank genome assembly. Lineage: Eukaryota; Metazoa; Chordata; Mammalia; Artiodactyla; Cervidae.